UCCCACCGCUCGACGCGCAUAGUCGAGAUAAUUUGCAAACAAAUCGAAAUUGCAGUGAUCGGUGCUGAAGAGUAUUGAUUCCCGCGAACUGUGACAAUCUGCGCCAGUAAGUAGCGAGAGUGCCGCCCAAUAGGACUCGCAUCGUCCUGGCUCAUUAUAGCAACAAGACAGGAUAAACUGAACGGCAGUGGUUGGUUGAUAGCUGAUUAAGUCUGAUUAUCCAAACUUGUGUUUCUGGAUGGAAUGAAGUCGUCUUACAACCGAGUCACAGACGGAUGACGGUCGCCUGGAACUGUGGGAAAGAUUGUCACAACAUUGAGACAACAUUUGGAAUUGAGAGAUUUCUGUAUUUCUUGGAACCACAGUUUGGGUUGUGUGUUCUUUGAACAAAAGUACUGGCCACCUUCACCCCCACCCAUUUACACUCGACCCUCGCGGACAUUCUACAUCUACUGGAGUUUGUAAUUUACAUCCGACAUGUCCGACUCCAAGUCAAGUGUCGCCUUCAACCACAGCGACAGUGAGGGCGACGUUGUUGGAAAUGAUAAAUGCGAAAGUCCUUCAACAACUUCAGGGGCAGAUAACUCUGAGGACAGAGAGUCACCGAGGGGUGGUGUCAAAUAUUCGCCACCCCACAGCAAACCCUCAUUUCUUAUAUCAGACAUUCUGUCGGACAGAGGCCCGCACAGGUCCGACCCAGUGUUCCCCUCCGUGAACCCUCUCUACCGGCACCGGCCCGACCCCCCGGCAGAACUACCACACCCAGACUACUUCGUCACACAACCGGGGGACGACGAGAACGACGACAAACUUAGUGAUUCAUUGCACGAGUCGGAGGGUGCCGGGUGCCACGCCCACGACCACGCCCACGACAACCCUAACUGCCCCUCCAAGUCCAAGAAGCCCCGCAAGGCCCGUACGGCGUUCACCGACCACCAGCUGAGCUGUCUGGAGAAAAGCUUUGAGAGACAGAAAUACCUCAGUGUCCAGGACAGGAUGGAACUCGCGGCCAAACUCAACCUGACCGACACCCAAGUGAAGACGUGGUACCAAAACAGAAGGACCAAGUGGAAGAGACAGACGGCGGUGGGUCUGGAACUCCUGGCGGAAGCGGGCAACUAUGCCGCCGUACAGCGCAUGCUCCAGUCUAGUCCCUACUGGUCGUCCUACCCCCACACGUCCACCAUCCUCUCCAACAUGGACGCCCUCUACUACAGACAUGGCGUCGGAGCACUUCCGGUUAACAGGCCUAUAAUCCCGCGCAUGCUCAUCCACGGACUACAGCAGCACGUGAGCCACCUGCCCCCGCCUCACUAACCCACGCCACCCACAGGACUUGUCACAUUCCCAAUACGGGUAGCUGUGAUACAGACACGGGUCGACCCAUGACCUUUAGUGCAGGGAUCUUAACCUUGACCUUUUGUGCAGGGAUAGUGACCUUGACCUUAAAGUGCUGAAAAUAUUAAUCAUCCAGUGAAAUGACAUGAUUUCCUUGGCAACAGAGGCGUUAACGAAACUACAACGUUACGUUUGAUGUUCUUCGCUUGGAAUCGCUGAAGACUGCUCUCCUGGUGCCCUGGUAUCUUGAUGGUGUUCAAAGUGUGAUGACAAACUACGACACGUACUGCCAAUGUGAGGUCAACCGCUUCAGCUGGGCGUACUCCGGAGCGUUGUCUGUUCGUUGUAUAUUGGGAGGCACACAAGCGGACACACACAAUGUGUUUGUUACCAUGGAUAUCCUAGUUACCAGGGAGAUCCUAGACUUGGAAUCUCCUGUCCCUGGGUAUCUGUCCCUUGUAUACAGGGAACCUCCAGACUUGUUAAGAGCGGACACAGAGUAACUGUCCGUUAUAUGCAGGGGAUGUCAAGAUACGUUUACCUGUAAUUGGAGACUGAAGACUUUGAAACACGGACAAUGUUGUGUUGUAGGUGCUUGACGGAUCACAUUGAUGAGCACAAUGAUAACCCUCUCUGCCUGUACCGCAGAGAGGAAGUCUGUAUCUAUAUGCACACACUAUUUAUGCGUAAUUGAAAUGUACUUGUAAUAUAUUGACGUUAUGUUCAGUAUUAAGAACUUCUAUAACACCACGACUAUGUUGUGUUGGAUUUACAGAGCCUUCCACUGCCUACUUCAAUGUACAGACCAAACACUUUCCACACCACAACUUUUAGAAAGUUCCCUUAAAUGUUCUUUUGUCUCAGAUGUGUUUAUUUAUAUUGUAAGAAUAAGGAAUUACAACGUUAAGAGACAGGGAGGUCACACAGGGAGAUCGCGCGUGUGUGUCCGACAAAGAAAGCCAAACACAAGAGAUUCUUCUAUUACGUCACGUGGUCAUAUCACGUGACACACAAUGUGGUUUGUGAAUAAAGAUGAAAGUUUCUUGAAA
Messenger RNA from Haliotis rufescens (red abalone), 2387 nucleotides. Its product is annotated as barH-like 1 homeobox protein. The transcript has 3 exons. The coding region runs from base 478 to 1317 and encodes 279 amino acids. The record is from RefSeq and is a predicted model, not a curated record. NCBI's taxonomy places the organism in Eukaryota, Metazoa, Mollusca, Gastropoda, Lepetellida, Haliotidae. Gene Ontology annotation, biological process: regulation of DNA-templated transcription. Gene Ontology annotation, molecular function: DNA binding; DNA-binding transcription factor activity, RNA polymerase II-specific.